AAGCAGGCGUGUGUUGAAUUUCUCUUUGACCCUCACGGUGGAAUAAACAGGAAGCGGAGAGCACCCAGCCGGCCUCUGCGUUUGGUUGUGGCUCUGCGCUCUACGGGCUGAAGGAGGCUUCCCGGGACCCCUGCCCGGCGUGCCGUCUGGGCACGGCUGGGGGGCGCGCCCUGGAUAAAUAAAUUACUGCUGUCUGCAACACGCUUGCACUGCAAACCCACUGUGCAGCCCAGCUGGCCGUGUACCGCUCCUGGGGCCUGGUGGAAGUGCAGCUGCUCAGGAGGCCCCUGCCUGGAGUGCUGAGACCUGGUUUAGAGGUGAAAAGGGCUGCCCACCCCUGUCCACUCCUGACUCCAUCUUGGUCUUCUGGUCCAUACCCACAUUCUUCUUCCCAGGAAAGGGAAAGGUUCGUAGCUGCACAGAGUCUGAGGUAUUCUGCAGCCAAGUUCCAAGCUGUUUACAGUCAUGUUCUUGAUACAGCAUUCCAGGCCCUCCAUCUGCAGCAUCAGACCACCUUCUCCUGUUGGACUGUUCGUAGGAGCAGACCUGAGGCUCCGUGUCAUUCAGAGCAAGAACAGAAGCAAAGCAGAGAGAGCAGCAGAUCAGAGCAGCCUGUGAACCAUUUUGAUGAGGCUGAGCCUGCUCACUGUGUGGAAGAUGUUGGCGACCGCGAGGCCCAGGAGCCCUUCACUUUGAGGCGGGAGAGCGGAUUUCAGCAGGACAGCUUCUUUGUUCCCGACCUCACCAUGGCCUCAACUCUCUGGCUGGACGGCUGAUGAGAGUGUGUGUCCUACAUGCUGUUGGAUUGUGUAGCAUCCCGGUAGUGCCUGCUCUCGGGGUGUGGGAGCACAGUCAGAGGGCAUCAGAUGCUCCCAAAAGCUGGACCAGCAGAGUGAUGGACUUGGACAGGCUAAGAUGGAAGUGACCUGAGGCCUCGCCCAGGCAGUUUCUUCAUCACAGGACAGCUUAAGAAUUGAAACACAGGCUUGUCUGGGGAGCAGUAUGCAGGAAGCUGGUUUUCAGGCCACAAAUGCGUUCACAGAGUGCAAAUUCACCUGCACCAGCGGUAAAUGCUUGUAUCUUGGUUCACUGGUCUGUAACCAACAGAAUGACUGUGGGGACAACAGUGAUGAAGAAAACUGUCCCCUGGUGACUGAGCAUCCGCCUCCAGGCAUCUUCAACUCGGAGCUGGAGUUCGCACAGGUGCUCAUCAUUGUCGUGGUGGUCACGGUGAUGGUGGUGGUCGUUGUGUGCCUACUCAACCACUACAAAGUCUCCACACGUUCCUUCAUCAAUCGCCCCAACCAGAGCCAGAGACAGGAAGACGGGCUGCAGCCGGAAGGGUCCCUGUGGCCUUCUGACAGCUCCGUGCAGCGGCCAGGCCCUUCAGAGAUCAUGUGUGCCCCACGGGGCAGGGAGAGGUUCACCACCCCAGCCUUCAUCCAGCGGGAUCCGUUCAGUCGUUUCCAGCCCACCUACCCCUAUGUUCAGCACGAGAUCGACUUGCCUCCCACCAUCUCCCUGUCAGACGGGGAGGAGCCGCCUCCUUACCAGGGACCCUGCACUCUACAGCUCCGGGACCCAGAGCAGCAGAUGGAACUCAACAGAGAGUCCGUGAGGGCCCCACCCAACCGAACCGUGUUUGACAGUGACUUGAUAGACAUUUCUAUGUACAACGGGGGACCAUGCCCACCCAGCAGCCACUCUGGCGUCAGUGCAGCUACCUGUAGCAGUAACGGGAGGAUGGAGGGGCCGCCCCCGACCUACAGCGAGGUGAUGGGCCACUACCCAGGCACUUCCUUCUUCCAGCACAGCACACACAGGGGCAGCAGCAGACCACCGUUUCAGCCGAACAACUCAGAGGGCACAAUAGUACCCGUCAAAGGCAAAGACAGGAAGCCUGGGGACCUGGUCUGAUCGCCUCCACAGUGCACUUUUCAAGGAGAGAGAAACCUCGGCAGGGAGAGAGAGGCCUGCAGGCUGGCCCUGCCUCAGUGGCUGUCCGGCUUUACGUGGUAAAGCUGAGUAAAACCAAAUGUGCAAACGCGGUCUUCGUUUCUGAUUCCUUUCACGGGAAUUGCAUGCAAACAAGACUGAAACCAUUCAAACUUCCAUCAGGUCUGACCACAAACAGUGUUCAUCUUGGGGCAGGGGUGGAGUCAGGGCUAGAGAUGGCAUGAGCUUGGCAAAGGGCAUGCAGAGAGAACCGAGAAGGCUGCUUUGAAGACAUCAUGAAAGUAAGACCCACAGAGGUAUUUUUGACAUAUUUAAUUCCAAAAGGAGACUGCAGAUACACGAGGCCAGAACGGCCUGUUUUAUAAUUAACUGAAUACAGAAGGAAGAAGUAUUAUAUAUUAUCAUGGGGAAGAAUCAGCCAGUUUGCUUUUUCUCCAAAGGUGUGACACUUUUAUUUUGUUUUAAAAAUAUGAGUCAAAACUCCUGUUUUGUGUGCCAAGGUAUAAAGUUGGAGAAGUCAGGCGAGUGAGAGGAACUAAUUUGUGUUGUGACGGUAUGUUUUAAGAGUUGCACUAUCUAUAACGUUUAAAAUAUGGAUGAGGGAACUGUGUCAUGUGAGGUUCUGUAUGUUGUCUUGUCGCCUAUGGAUGGCUAUUAUGCCCAAGGAACACCUCGAAGUGUCCACAGGGUCACACAAGAAAGGCAUUUGGGGAUGUAUGUGCCCCGGUGUUUACCAAGUUGCAUACAUUUAAAGAGUGCUUAUGUUGCAAGUUUGCAGCCAGAAGCGUACUACUGAGGUAUGCGGAGGGGUUGGUGAAGGGAAAACACCUGCGCUGCGUGUCGAGCGUCCUGCAGAGCUAGCCUUAUUCCCAGCACCGUCAGCAAGUGUUUAGACUUUUUUCACUGUAGCAUGAAGUAUAUUCAGAUACAUACCCUAUUUUAUGCAAUAAAUUGUUUAAAAUGCAA
This is a messenger RNA of Psammomys obesus (fat sand rat), 2922 nucleotides long. It is a transcript of the gene Ldlrad4, whose product is annotated as low density lipoprotein receptor class A domain containing 4. Lineage: Eukaryota; Metazoa; Chordata; Mammalia; Rodentia; Muridae. The record is from RefSeq and is a predicted model, not a curated record. Bases 1003 to 1917 code for a protein of 304 amino acids. The transcript is spliced from 9 exons. Gene Ontology annotation, molecular function: R-SMAD binding. Gene Ontology annotation, biological process: negative regulation of transforming growth factor beta receptor signaling pathway. Gene Ontology annotation, cellular component: Golgi membrane; early endosome membrane.